Molecule: messenger RNA, 2220 nt
Organism: Penicillium soppii
Lineage: Eukaryota; Fungi; Ascomycota; Eurotiomycetes; Eurotiales; Aspergillaceae
Exons: 3
Coding region: 1-2220 (739 amino acids)
Molecular function (GO): protein binding
Source: RefSeq, a predicted model, not a curated record
AUGGAUUCAUCGGUAGGCUCUCGGCGGGGGGCAGUACCUACUUCGCUUCGCACGGAAACCCAUAGGCGAUUCUAUCCCUCGAAGACAAUUGCCAAACGGCGUCCUAUGUCAGAAGCAACCCGAUUUGAUGAUACAGAUUUUGAGGAAAAUGAUUCGGACAAUGAAUCUCUCGAGCGGAGUAUGCAAUCGCUCGGUUAUGACACCAGUACCACUCUCUCAAGCCCGGAAAUAGCGAGCCCGAAAUCAAGAACCCCAGAGGCCGCCCAAACGAGCUUGCCCAAUAUUCAGUUUGAAAACGGCCUGGUCGAAGGCCCUUCGGGUCCUCAUCUGUUCCAGAGCUCUGGGGGCUCCAGGGCCUCUUCAUUGUACGAGCCAUCCACCGCAGAAAUUGAUAUUCUUUUUCAGCGGUCACCCCUGCAGUCUGAAUUCGCCAAGUCCUUGAAUACUCCCAAUCAGUUUCCAUACUCUCCAAACACACCAAAGCAGUUCCAAUACUCUCCAAACACACCAAAUCAGUUCUCAUACACUCCAAACACACUCAAUCACUUUCCAUACUCUCCAAACACAUUCAAUGAGUUCUCAUUCUCUCCGAACACACUCAAUCACUUCCCAUACUCUCCAAACACGUCAAAUCAGCUCUCAUACUCUCCAAACAUUUCCAAUCAGUUUCCUGCACGUCAUCCAUCUCCUAAUACACCGAGGUCUCAGACGGUGCAUCCUGAUGUGUCGCGGGUAACCGAAGAAGAGAUCCUAAGCUGGGAUCCUUCCCAAGUUACUGUAUGGCUACGCAAUGCUACUUACGACGAAGCUGUCAUUGAGAAUUUCCUCAUCAAUGAUAUCACCGGUAUAGUCUUGCUGGACUUGAAGUUUGAGGAUCUCAAAGAACUCAACAUCCACUCUUUUGGGAUGCGUCGUCGGCUCAUGCGUUCAAUCGACCACCUCAAGGCCACCAUGCAGACGCAACCGGAGACAGCGCUGGAAGCAUUGCCUCGAGUUUCUUCUGAAUCGAGUUCUUCUCAUGGACGGUCUUCUCCCGAGAAAUUAACUCACGAGCAGCUCGCUACUGAGCAUUACCUUCAGUCUCAGAUACGAGUGAUUCCUGGACGAACCUCUCCUGAAAGGCGGGAUUAUGCAAUGUCCGUGUCUCCCACUGGCCAGAUUCUCUCUUCCCGUGUCCACGGACUAAAAGGAAAUCAGAUCACACCAGAGGAGUCUGUCUCAAUUGUUGGGAUUGAGCAGGUUAUCCCAAAGCCCCAUAAAUGUUCCAAGGGAGAGAACUGUUCCAAAUUCAGGAAGCGUCAGAAGUACCUGGAACAGCUGGCUGUCGAGAGCCCAGGAGCAGUUUUUCAGGAACGUGACGGGGUUAUUGUUAUGGGCAGUCCAGGAAACCCUGAUACCGCAAGAAAUCUUCUCCUACCAAACUCUGCGGCGCCUGAGCCAUCAGUGGUUGCCUCUUCGGAUAUUCUUGGUCCUCAUUUAGGUUUAGGAUCCGGGCUUUUGAGGUCAGAAGUGGAAAAGUUGCCAAAAUUGCCCAAGUUCGACAACGUGCAAAGAUUCCUCGACUAUCAGCAUGUGGACAACAUGACUACCAAUCUUCGCACUCUUCCCAAAAUUACUAUUCCGACAAGCCCAGCCACGGAAGAAAUGACAACUGCUGUCACCUCCAUUAGGUCACCCUUGUCCCUUACCCAGGAGGGUUCUCCCACUGCUAUCCAAGGGCGUGGUCCGUUCAGCCAUACUCAAAACACGCAGUCACUUGAGACUGGCCGCCAAGGCACACCAUCCUUGGAGAAAGCAGACCCAAUUACUGGAGUUCCUAAGGACCCCGUUCCCCGUUUUGUCUCUCAGUCUGUACCCCCAAGCAUGCAAUACCAGCAUGGGGCCACAACCACCCCAAACACGCAAACCGGUACCUUGUUCCCGCCCUACCAGCCUGACACCACCCUCAGUCCCCUUAUUCGGAGCACCUCCUACCGCUCCCAUAGUAUCCAGCAUCUCCGUCCGGUGAACGAGAACAAGCCCUUGACUCCAAUCGAGUGGCCUGCGGACCUGGUUCGAAGUCCUCCCAUUAAUCAACAUAGCCAUGGCGACUCGCAGUCGUCUCUACCUUCUGUCCCAGACAUCACGCAAGUACGAUAUAUGAAGAAACGCAAGACAGCCCGUUUACUACGGGCUAUUAAACAGUUUGUCAAUAGGGAAGAUCGCACCUUGAAUUUCUAG